UUGGGUUUCAAUAUAUAUACAAACCCUAGGCUUCUCUUCUCAUUCUCUUCAAUCAAUCGAUCCAAUUUUUCUCGAAAAAAGCAUACAAGCAAACGGCCUGAUAAUGGGUUCCAGAUCAAAGAUCGACAAUCCCCACACUGGCGAUGGAGCCAGCCCCGGGAAGAUUUUUAUUGGAGGAUUGGCGAAAGACACCACUUAUGCUACAUUUAACAAGCACUUUGGGAAAUAUGGGGAGAUUACUGAUUCUGUUAUUAUGAAGGAUCGGUACACUGGUCAACCUAGGGGUUUUGGAUUUAUAACCUAUGCUGAUCCUUCUGUUGUUGACAAGGUUAUUGAAGACACUCAUGUGAUUAAUGGAAAACAGGUUGAGAUUAAAAGGACUAUUCCUAAAGGUUCUGGGCAGUCAAAGGAUUUUAAAACAAAGAAGAUUUUUGUUGGUGGGAUUCCAUCCUCUGUGACUGAAGAUGAGUUUCAGAAUUUUUUUUCCAAAUAUGGGAAAGUAGUUGAACACCAGAUUAUACGUGAUCAUGAAACCAACCGUUCACGUGGAUUUGGAUUUAUAAUUUUUGACAGUGAAGAAGUUGUUGAUGAAAUGUUAUCCAACGGAAAUAUGAUUGAUAUGGCUGGUACCCAGGUGGAGAUCAAGAAAGCUGAACCAAAGAAAGCCUCAAACCCACCAUCUGCUCCUUCAUACGGUAGCAAUACUAGGGGUCGUUCUUUCAAUAGUGAUAAUUAUGGUGGGUUCAAUGGUCCGUAUGGGGGGUUUGAUGGCGGGUUUGGGCCUGGCCCUUAUAGGACACCUGGCCUGUCUAGUAGACUCAGUAGUGCAUAUGGCUAUGGUAGUGGUGGUGGGGACUUUGGUGGUGGCUAUGGAAAUUUUGGAGGGACUAGCCUAGGAGGUUACAGAGCUGAAGCCUCCCUUGGUUAUUCUGGUCGCUAUCCGCCUUAUGGAGGUGGUUUCGGUGGGGGUUAUGGUGCUAGUGGCUUAGGAGGAUAUGGUCGAGGAGGUGAGGGAUAUGGAAAUUAUGGAGCUUCUGGUUAUACCAGUGCUUAUGAAUCUGGUCCAGGUACUAGUUAUGGAGGAGCAGGUGGGCUGUAUGGAAGGGGAGGCUAUACUGGCAGUAGUCGUUACCAUCCUUAUGCAAGGUAGAAAGAGCACUUUCAUGCAGUUGUUCCUUAAGCUUUGCCUAGAAGUUUCAAACAGGGUACUCUAGUUUAAAGCCUUGUGAAUGGAUAGGCACUUUCCACAUGUACUAGAAGUCUACUAUCACAUCAAGUGAGGAAAGCUUUUAAGGAUCAGAAGACCUAUUUAAUUAGACUAUUUCUUCUAUUGUAUGGUGGCUAGCAGACUUUAGUUUUUGCUUCACUUAAGUUAUUGGUUGUCUCGGUUACUUAUUGUAGUUGUUUCAGAUUGUGUUAUAGACUAUAGCAUCUUGGUUCGGAGUA
This is a messenger RNA of Populus nigra (black poplar), 1446 nucleotides long. Its product is annotated as heterogeneous nuclear ribonucleoprotein 1. Gene Ontology annotation, molecular function: RNA binding. The transcript has 6 exons. Lineage: Eukaryota; Viridiplantae; Streptophyta; Magnoliopsida; Malpighiales; Salicaceae. Gene Ontology annotation, biological process: regulation of gene expression. Bases 104 to 1150 code for a protein of 348 amino acids. The record is from RefSeq and is a predicted model, not a curated record. Gene Ontology annotation, cellular component: nucleoplasm.